Molecule: messenger RNA, 1847 nt
Organism: Trichoderma asperellum CBS 433.97
Lineage: Eukaryota; Fungi; Ascomycota; Sordariomycetes; Hypocreales; Hypocreaceae
Molecular function (GO): metal ion binding; acid phosphatase activity
Source: RefSeq, a predicted model, not a curated record
GUUUUUAGGGGCUUCUGCAACGUGGAAGGGAUUGGUUGAGGAUUCACAUCCUAGUCGGCUGGAAAUAUCCAUAUAUAUACCGACUUGGGAGCCUUUAGCAGCAUGGUAGCUUGCCCAGCAGGUUCCUGAUCCCGCGCUGUUGACAAGAUGAAGAAAAGCGGUGUCCUGGCAACUUUGCUUCCUCUGGUGGCUGCAGAUAGCGAUGCUGCCAACCCCCAGCUUCGGGUGGCUUUCCACGGGGACGAUGGAAUGAUGGUCAGCUGGAAUACGUUUAACCACGUUCCUCGUCCGAGUGUAUUUUGGGGCAAAUCGAAGGAUCACCUCACUAACAUUGCAUCAUCGGCGGUGUCUGUCACAUAUCCCACUUCUACGACGUACAACAACCACGUGUUGAUUCAGGGACUGAAGCCAGAUACCACAUACUAUUACCUACCAGCACAAUUGAACGAAGAUACGUGCUAUGAGCCAUUCAACUUCACCACCAGCCGAAGAGUCGGUGAUAAGACGCCGUUUUCGGUCGCAGUUGUCGCGGACUUGGGAACUAUGGGUUCUGAAGGACUAUCUACGUCCGCCGGCAAGGGUGUUUCCAGUAACAAUAUUCUCAGGCCGGGUGAGAAGAACACCAUUGAUUCGCUCAUCAGCAGCAUGCCGGAAUACGAGUUCUUGUGGCACGUUGGAGACUUUGCCUACGCCGACUACUGGUUGAAGGAGGAGAUCCAGGGAUAUCUGCCCAAUACCACCGUCGAGGAGGGAUACAAGGUGUAUGAAUCCAUCCUGAACGAAUUUUAUAACGAAAUGAUGCCGGUUACUGCUUCUCGUGCCUACAUGGUUGGGCCCGGAAACCACGAAGCAAACUGUGACAAUGGCGGCACCACUGACAAGGCUCACAACAUUACAUACGGCCUCAGCAUCUGCAUGCCGGGACAAACCAACUUUACUGGCUUCAAGAAUCACUUCCGCAUGCCCAGCGAUGUUUCUCGAGGCACCGGUAACUUUUGGUAUAGCUGGAACAGCGGCAUGGCUCAUUUCAUCCAGCUUGAUACCGAAACUGACCUUGGCCACGGCUUUAUCGGCCCGGAUGAGAUUGGAGGCACAGAAGGCGAAGGUGCUAGCCCUGUUAACAGCAAGAUGAAUGCUCAGGUCAACUGGCUGGAAGCUGACUUGAAGGCCGUCGACCGCAGAAAAACUCCCUGGGUCAUUGUUGGAGGCCAUCGCCCUUGGUAUCUCAGCUACAAGAAUGUCACCAGCACCAUUUGCUGGAGCUGCAAGGACGUUUUCGAGCCACUAUUCAUCAAGUAUGACGUGGAUCUCGUCUUAACUGGCCACGCUCACAUUUAUGAGCGUCAGGCUCCCAUUGCAGAGGGUAAGAUUGAUCCCAGGGAAUUGAACAACCCAACCUCACCUUGGUACAUCACCAACGGCGCCGCUGGUCACUACGAUGGAUUGGACACAUUGCAGAGCCCUAGACAGCAGUUUAGCCGAUUUUCGCUCGAUACGAACAAUGCGACUUAUGGAUGGAGCAAGCUAACGUUCCACAAUUCCACGCAUUUGACGCACGAGUUUGUUGCCAGUAAUAACAAUACUGUGCUCGACUCAGCGACUCUGUACAAGAGCCACAAGUGUGAGUGGCUGGAGAGAUAGGCACAUGUAUAUCGGCACCGCAAAUGAUGAUCUGAGCAGGGAUAUUGAGAGCUACAGAAGACAUUUAUAGGAGACUGAGAAGUAUAUGCAUAGGACACCUAUAAAAGGAGACGUUAAUGAGAUAAAAUAGUAAUAUAAUAUAUGCAUUCAAUUCGUAGGGCCGCAUCAAUAUAACUAAAGCAACAAAGAUGAUACAUGGAUAAGAA